This is a messenger RNA of Notolabrus celidotus (New Zealand spotty), 2461 nucleotides long. RefSeq names its product Fas associated factor family member 2 (gene faf2). Gene Ontology annotation, cellular component: endoplasmic reticulum. NCBI's taxonomy places the organism in Eukaryota, Metazoa, Chordata, Actinopteri, Labriformes, Labridae. The transcript is spliced from 11 exons. The coding region runs from base 68 to 1405 and encodes 445 amino acids. The record is from RefSeq and is a predicted model, not a curated record. Gene Ontology annotation, molecular function: ubiquitin binding.
UGUUAGUACAGUCAGCACUAGGAGAAGACCGUUGACGUUGUUACGCCUUGAUGAUUGGCGAGGUAAGAUGGCGGCGCCAGAGGAGCCAGAAUUAUCUCAGGCGCAGACCGAAAAACUCCUCCAAUUUCAGGACCUAACUGGUUUGGAGUCCAUGGACCAAUGUCGUCGUACAUUAGAACAGCACAAUUGGAACAUAGAGGCUGCAGUACAAGACAGACUUAAUGAGCAAGAAGGAGUGCCCAGUGUGUUUAACCCUCCACCAUCCAGACCAUUACAGGUCAAUACAGCAGACCAUAGAGUAUAUAGUUACAUCGUCUCAAGGCCGCAACCCAGGGGAUUACUAGGAUGGAGUUACUACUUGAUAAUGCUACCUUUCAGAUUUACAUACUACACACUUCUGGACAUAUUCAGGUUUGCCCUGCGAUUCAUCAGGCCAGAUCCUCGUGGUCGUGUCACGGACCCAGUUGGGGAUGUUGUGUCAUUUAUUCAUAAUUUUGAGGAGAAGUAUGGUCGAUCACACCCAGUAUUUUACCAGGGAACAUACAGCCAGGCACUGAAUGAUGCCAAACGAGAGCUCCGCUUCUUAUUAGUGUACCUUCAUGGGGAAGAUCACCAAGACACAGACGAGUUUUGCCGCUCCACGUUAUGUACAGAAGAGGUCGUAACCUUCCUCAACACACGGAUGCUCUUCUGGGCAUGCUCAACCAGCAAGCCUGAAGGCUACAGAGUGUCCCAAGCAUUGCGGGAGAACACCUACCCAUUCCUGGCCAUGAUCAUGCUGAAGGACCGCAAGAUGACAGUGGUGGGUCGACUCGAGGGUCUCAUCCAGCCAGAGGACCUCAUCAACCAACUCACCUUCAUCAUGGAUGCCAACCAAACGCAUCUGAUGUCAGAGCGCAUGGAACGGGAGGAGAGAAGCCAAACCCAAGUGCUAAGGCAGCAACAGGACGAAGCCUAUCUCGCCUCCCUCCGUGCUGACCAAGAGAAGGAGCGAAAGAAGAGGGAGGAGCAGGAGCAGAAGAGGCAAGAGGAGGAGAAGGUCCGACAGAGUGUUCUCGCUGAGGAGCGGAGACGACAGACCCUUGAAGAGGAGAAGGAGAGGAAGUCCGAAUGUCUUCCCCCAGAGCCACCUGCAGAUGAUCCAGAAAGUGUCAAAAUAGUGUUUAAGCUGCCCAAUGAUACACGAGUAGAGAGACGAUUCCUCUUUGGGCAGUCUCUGUCGGUAAUAUACGACUUCCUCUUCUCUCUAAAAGAAUCUCCAGAGAAGUUUCAGAUAGUAACAAACUUCCCUCGCCGAGUCCUGCCCUGCCUUCCGACUGAAGAUCAGCCCAACCCUCCCACACUGAAAGAGGCGGGGCUUAGCCGCUCCGAGGUCCUUUUUGUUCAGGAUCUUACGGACGAUUGAAAGAUGACAUACCUCCUCUACAUGGAAACACAUUUUCCUCCAAUGCCCGCCCACUCCUCUUUUUCUUUUCUCCUUCUGUUAAAUGGCCAUUAUGCACAAAGGAUCAUUUGAGAUAAAAUCCUAACCUGGAAAAAUUUAACCACCCUGCAUCCAGUCUUUGUUUGGUUGUGUUUACAGGGUUCCCAUUAACCUGGAAAGUCUUGAAUUUUAUCAAAUAAAUAUUUCUUGAAGUCCUCCUUGAACUCACCUUUGUUAUCCAUGUGGACAAAGAAGUGUGUUCUCCAUUAUUAGUACUGGCUACCAGUUUAAUCUCGUCUUUCCUUACCAGUAAGUGUUGCAGCAAAGGAUUAACCAUCUACUGAAAUGCACCGGACAGUAGCAAAGCUUGGUGCAAAACCAGAAAAACAUCCCAAAUAAGCUGAUGUCAGGUCAUCUGAGGUAGGCAGGUUGCAUUAAUACUGACUAAUACAAACAGGAUGGAGAGAAGUGUAGAGAAGUAUGGAUUUCUUUAGUGGUCAGAAUGCCUUGGUUACUUUUUGUCAGACUUGAUGUUCUAUCCAUAUGUCUUAAUUUAACACCAUUUUACCACAAAAGUUUAAAUAUGCCUCUCCCACGGUGACUGACGAGCACAGAACAUGUUGGAGUCAGGUUUGGUUCUGCUGUGACUGGUACUGACGGGUGUGACGAUCCAAUGCUCUCUCCUAGGGAGCAGGUUGCAUUGAUUUAUGGGAACCCUGUUUGAAAUGAGCCAUGACCUGUACAUAAGUUAGAUAUUUAAAACCCUUCAACCACCUUACUUUUUUUGUUUUGACUCAUCUGUCAUACAAUGACCAAAUGCAGGUUGGUUACUAUGUAAAGCAGACUGCCUCAUGAAGUUUAAAAAUCCAAUAUUUAACAGGCCACAGCUUUUACAUGUGGCUUUAUCUAGUAUAGUGCGAGUCUGCCCAUAGUGUGCCUGUGGUUACUCAUAGAUGCCUGUUUUGCCUGUAACAUCUAAAUGGGCUCAUGUAAAGAUGUAAUUUUCCAACUAUAUAAAUUAAAAACAUUUUAAAAAUG